GUUGCUAGAAUGGCGAUGGUCUUGUUCCGCCAGUUCAAAAUAUCUCACGAGCUACAUGGUGGGUGCCCCAGCAGUGCUGCACUUGUACUCGAGCUACUCUGCCGCAACAAUCCGGAGCUGCUAACGGAGCAGGUUCUUCCCAAGCUCAGCCUCCUCGUCGAAGUUCUAGAGAUAGCAUAUAGCGAGGCGUCUUCUUCGUUCAGCGAUCCCCCGGCAAGCACAAGCCCCGUGCAAGCAAUCGACGACGAGCAACAGGAUGCUCUUUGCGCCGCCCUCGCUGGUCUUGUGGCUCAAUUGCUAGCUUUGGGCGACUCGUUGGACUUGGUGAUCAAGGAGGUGGCGCGCAGCAAAGGUGUUGCCUUGUGCAAGCGCGUCUUGCGGUGUAAGAGAGCGACUGGAACAGCAUACCCUCCUAGAUUGGCUGCCUCCAGCGCACAUGGUGACUCGCGAGCAACGGCACAAGAGCUCGAGGCACUCGUUCAAGUGUGGGAGAAGAUGGCGAAGGGGUUUGAUCUGAAGCCCUGCAGCAAUACGGAUUGUCAAGGGGAGAUUCUAGAGUCCGUAAAGAAGACCUUCAAGAAGUGCAGCGCCUGUGGGAUGGUCCAAUACUGUUCCCAAAGUUGCCAACGUGCACACUGGAGAAAGGAGCACAAAGUGGAAUGCAAAGCAAUGUCGUUGAAAUAAAACGCUGCUUGAUCUCAGUCAUUGGAUCGUGAACUGGUUUUGCAAGGACCCUCCAUAAUUGUUGCGGCACCCAAUUAAUGAUUGCGCCACAAGCACG
Messenger RNA from Klebsormidium nitens, 781 nucleotides. The record is from the annotation of a GenBank genome assembly. NCBI's taxonomy places the organism in Eukaryota, Viridiplantae, Streptophyta, Klebsormidiophyceae, Klebsormidiales, Klebsormidiaceae.